Molecule: messenger RNA, 2793 nt
Organism: Prunus armeniaca (apricot)
Lineage: Eukaryota; Viridiplantae; Streptophyta; Magnoliopsida; Rosales; Rosaceae
Source: the annotation of a GenBank genome assembly
AUGGCCGAUCACGACCACAACCACCACCACCACCAGCACAGGCCUCACCGCCUCUCACUCCCUCAACGCCCCACCACCUUCGCCGCUACACCUACCGCUUUCCCCACCACACCCACCACGUCUAGACAAUACCCUGUUUACCCUUUCUCAUCGUCUUCAACCCCAAUCGCAACUCCGUCCAAACAUCGCCUCUCUUCUCUCAACCCCAAACCAUUCAACCCCAACAACAAUAGCAAGUCCUCUCUUUCAUUUCUCUUCUUCCUCCUUCUCUCUCUUCGCUCCCUCUAUUCCCUCCUUCCGUUUCUUCGCUCCUCCCCUUCUUUCUCUCUCUUCCCCUUCUCUUUCCUUGUCUCUCUCCUGUCUUUCCUGCUAACCCUCUCUUGCUCCCUCUUCACCUCCUCCUCCUCCUCUUCUUCCAAAGACCCGUUUCACCAAAAGCAAAACCAACCCAUCUUCUCUUUCACCCUGAUCACGCAAUCCCAGCACAGACUCUUGGUCGCCAAAUCGAUUCUUCUCGCCGUCGUCUUCCUGCUUCGUUUUCAGGCGCUUCGAUAUUGCGGCGCCGCCGCCAUGAUUCUCGCUGAAUUGUCCGGAAACGUUGCCGCACGGUUCCUGGCCGAGGGCUGGGACUCGAAUCUCGGUGGCGAUCGGAAUCGGUCCUCCAAGGUUCGUGGGUUCCUCGCUCUGUUUUCUGGGUUGCUUUUGUUAUCUUUGAGUUGGGAUCGGAUUGAAUGCUUCCCAUUUUCUGCUAAGUCGGUUGAAAGUUUGGGACUUUCGGUGUUUCCAAGAGUGGAUUGUGUUAGAAUUUGGCCAAUGUUGCUUCCAUUUCUAUCUGGGUUUUUGGGGUGUUACGAGCGUGUUUCGAUGAAUUGGGGGACAAUUAGGCAAUUAGGUCGGAAGAGGGUUCGUUUAAUUUCGUUGUUCUUUACAACUGUAGUGCUUUUCAUUCCUGCUGUUGUUAGUGUUUUCAUGUUUGAAGCUGAGGGAGAUGGAGUUUCCAUUGGAAAUUUGGCUUGGCCUCUGGCAAACACUGUUGUUUUUGGGGUGCUUCUUAGUGAAAGUUAUGGUGAUGACAAGUCAGUGAGUUCUAAAGAUUUCCGGAAAGAGUAUUUGGUUACAUUUUUAUGCACUCUUGUUUUGGAGUUGUUUUAUUUUCCUGAACUAUCACUCUGGGGACUAUUGCUCUGUGGUUUGUUACUAUAUGUUGCUGUUAGGGAAUUGGAUCCUUAUUACUCAAAUUAUCUUGAACUGGGGAUGGACUCUUCUGAAUCCUUUACUACUGCCAUUAUGAAGCCUAUUAGACACAUUUUGAGUGAGAGGAAGUCCCGCAAGAUUGCACUUUUCCUUCUGAUCAAUACUGCAUACAUGUUUGUGGAAUUUGCUGCUGGGUUCAUGAGUAAUAGUCUAGGGCUGAUAUCAGAUGCCUGUCACAUGUUGUUUGAUUGUGCUGCCCUGGCAAUUGGGCUAUAUGCUUCGUAUAUUUCACGUUUGCCUGCGAAUCAUCAGUUUAAUUAUGGUCGUGGGAGAUUUGAGGUUCUUUCAGGAUAUACUAAUGCUGUUUUCCUGGUGUUGGUUGGAGCAUUAAUAGUGUUGGAGUCGUUUGAGAGGAUUUUGGACCCUCAGGAGAUAUCAACUAGCAGUUUAUUAGUUGUUUCAAUUGGAGGGCUUCUUGUCAAUGUGGUUGGCUUAGUCUUCUUUCACGAGGAGCAUCAUCAUGCUCAUGGUGGAUCUGGAUCAUGCUCCCACUCCCACCCUCACCAGCAUUCGCAUGAAUCUGUUGGACAUGAUCAUGGAGGUCAUGGGAAGCAUGAGGAGUCUAUACCUAUUUCCAUUGAAUGCCAUGAAAAUUCAUGUUCCGGCCAUGAUGACCAUCAUGAACACCAACAUGGCAGUUAUAUCGGUUCUAAAGACCACAAUUUUGGGAGCAAUGAGUGCCAUGAUCACGAUGGCCACAGUCACCAGCACGACCAUCAUGGACAGAGUCACCAGCACGACCACCAUGGACAGAGUCACCAGCACGACCACCAUGGACACAGUCACCAGCACGACCACCAUGGCCACAGUCACCAGCACGAACACCAUGGACAGAGUCACCAGCACGACCACCAUGGACAGAGUCACCAGCACGACCACCAUGGACACAGUCACCAGCACGACCACCAUGGCCACAGUCACCAGCACGAACACCAUGACCACGCCCGCCAGCACGAACACCAUGACCACGUCCGCCAGCAUACUCAUUCUUCUGAAGGCAAUAAAGUGGCGGAAUCUCACAUUCAAGGGGCAGGUUUUCCGCUGAAAAAACUGCCAACUGAUGGAGAAAAAACAGCUAAGCAUCAGCACCACCACAUUGACCACAACAUGGAAGGAAUAUUUUUGCAUGUUUUGGCUGACACCUUGGGAAGUGUCGGAGUUGUUAUAUCAACUGUCUUGAUUAAGUACAAGGGAUGGCUUGUUGCUGAUCCUGCCUGCUCGAUAUUUAUUUCUGUCUUGAUUAUAUCUUCAGUUAUCCCAUUGCUGAGAAACUCAGCAGAAAUCUUGCUCCAAAGAGUUCCCAGAGCACAUGAGCAGGAUUUGAGAAAAGCUCUUAUUGAUGUUAGUAAGAUACGGGGGAUUUCUGGCAUUCGAAACUUGCAUAUAUGGAACUUCACCAACUCAGAAGUAGUGGGGACUCUCCAUCUUCAUGUUUCAACAGACAUUGACAAGGCUUCUGCGAAGGCACAGGUGUCACAUGUGCUGUACGAAGCUGGAAUCAAGGAUUUAACAUUGCAGUUGGAAUGUGUUGGACAAUAG